This is a messenger RNA of Eublepharis macularius, 3412 nucleotides long. RefSeq names its product R3H domain and coiled-coil containing 1 (gene R3HCC1). The record is from RefSeq and is a predicted model, not a curated record. Lineage: Eukaryota; Metazoa; Chordata; Lepidosauria; Squamata; Eublepharidae. Gene Ontology annotation, molecular function: nucleic acid binding. The transcript is spliced from 9 exons. Bases 1 to 2289 code for a protein of 762 amino acids.
AUGGUAGCAGAUGUCAACAACAUUGUUGCAAAUGGUAGCCAUAUUGAAGCAAGUAGGCGGGGAGAGUGGGCGGGAUUGCGGCCGCCGGGAAGAGACGGCGGCCGCGCGGGGGAGCAGUUGCAGGCCGGGGGCUGCGGCCGCCACCCCACCGUCACCCUGGCGCUGCGUUGCUUGGACGGCGUGUUCCUCUCCCCCACGGAGAAUGACUUUGUCAACAAGAUCGUGGAGGAAUUGGACCACUUUCUGCUUCAGAACCAGCUGGAGAAAGUCCUCUUGUUUCCUCCCUUGUCCAGUCGCCUCAGGUACUUGAUCCACAGAACUGUGGAUGAUGUUGACCUCCUGAGUAGCUUUUCUGUUGGGGAAGGAUGGAGAAGGAGGACCGUGGUCUGUCACUCUGCGAUAAGGCUGCCGGAUGACCCGGAUGAUCAAGGUGGCUCCUGCAGCAGCGCCUCAAACUCAAGUCACCCUCCCCACUCAAGAAGCAGAGGAUGCAGAUCCAGAGGUGGGCCACGUCGCAUGGAAGCACAGGCCAAUGGCUCUCAGGCUCGUCGAGGGAAUGGCAGGGGCAGGAGGCAGCCCCGGAGGAAGCCAGAUAGAGCUUUGUAUGUUCCCAAGGCAAUGCGCAAGAAGCCUGAGGAUUUGGGAAAGGAAGGCCCUGAAGUGUUUGGAGCAGAGUCUCAAGACUUUGGGUUGAAUGAGGACAGAACAUCAAAUGCAGUCUAUGGCUGUGAAGGAGUUGCAGACACCAGUAUGUUUCCUAGUGACGUUUGCCCUGACGUGGAAUAUCCAGAAGCUCAAAACCCCAGUGAGAUUUCUAUGAAUAAUUUGGAAUCUGGUAGUAAAAUUUCUGAAGACCCUGUAGGGUAUCUGGGUUCUCCUGCAUUGGAAGAUCUGUCAGAACAGGAAGACCUAAGCAAAAUGAAGCCCAUCACCUUGGUACUGGAGAGCCGCCCAAACACGGUCCUUUCAGAAAACCAGAGUUCAGAUGGUCUUGAUUCUGUGGUAUCAGAGACUGUUGAAACCUCAGCCUUACUGGAAGAAGCAAAGGUCAGGAAUGUUGAUGCUGCGCUUCUGAAAGAAAAUGGACAGCUGCUGUCAGUAGAAGACCAGAACAGAAGUGCUCCGGAUGGUAUUGUGUUGGAGUUGAGCAAAAAUCUGCCAUCCCUGGAAAAGUGUGAAAAGGACUGUCGGGAUUCUGCUAAGUCAGAAACCGGCAUGUCCCCAUCCCCUCUCGAAGACCAUGACCGCGAGGGACAGAUUACAAGUGACCUCUCGUUGAAUCAUGCUGAUGAUCUGUUACUCUUGGAAAACAAGAAUGAUCUUACAUGUGCUGGUGGAGUGGAGUGGAGUGCACUACCCUUGUUGAAAGACAGCACUGCGGUUGCCGGUGCAUCUCUACACGAUCCAGAAGUGUCAGUGCAGGAGACCCAGGGCAGGAAUUGCAUUGAUGUAUCGCUGUUGGAAUGUAGCCAAACUGAACCCCGUGAAGUCACCCAAGAUCAAAAUACCACUUGUGCCUCUCUUUUGGGUCAGGCGUCGGCUGGGUCUCCAGUUUUGGGACAGAGUAAAAAGUUAUCUGUAUUAGACCCUGAGGCCCUACCCUUUAUAAAUACCUCUGUAUACUAUAGUGGCAAAACCAGUCUGGUACUUGAAGACCAGGAGAGAGAGGGUGUCGUCCUGGAGGGUAAUAAGUUGCCUGUGCUGGAACUGUCUGCAGGAGACAGAAGUGUGGGAACCUCUGCAGUGGAUGGAAAGGACAGUUUUUUCGAAGAAGACUGUAGUGCUGAACUCCUGCAAGAGAUCAGAAAUUAUUUGACCAUAAAGGACAUCAGCAUUGAGAAAAUCCAGUUUGAUUACUCCAGCUAUGGGGAGGCACAGAUCAAUGAGGGAGACUUUGGACAUGUACUUGAGAUCUAUGACUUUUCACCUUUACUAAAGACUGAGCACCUUUUGGAGGCCUUCGCGGAGUUCCAAGAGAGUGGCUUUAAAGUGCAGUGGGUUGAUGACACUCAUGCCCUUGGCAUUUUUUCCAGUUUGGUGGCAGCAUCACAAGCGAUGGAACAGAGUUAUGCAUCCUUAAAGAUCCGUCCUCUAAUCUAUGGUACAAGACAGUCAAAAAUCAAGGCACUUCAGCGGCCAAAACUCCUUCAGCUAGCCAAAGAGAGGCCCCAGACGGACACAGCGGUGGCUAGAAGGCUGGUGACCAGGGCUCUGGGAUUACUGCAUAAAAGCCAGCGAUGCUCAGGCCAAGAAGUGCUGGAGCCAGAAAACGUCAGCCUGCCGGAAUAAAGUGGAUUAUCCCGAGUGGCUUGGGGUGAUGGUUUUGGGUGUGCUAUUAAAACUGUGUAGUCUGAUGGUAGUCCUCCUUGUGAUUUUUGUUGUUGUUGUUGUUGUUGCAGUAAGGAGAGAUGGUGAUAGUUGGCUGUCUUGGAAACAGGAAAGAAACUGAUGAGCUUUUAAUGGUAGGAAGUCAUUAUUUCCUCAUUGCUUUGAGGGAAGUAAGCUCAGCUGUAACGGGGACCACAAGAGGGCACUGUAGUGCUGUGAAAGGGCUUUCUCUUUGGAGUCUGGAUGUUUAAAACAUUGCCUAAGCAGCCUGUGUGUGUGUGUGUGUGUGUGUGUGUGUGUGUCUUGGCUGAUCACUUGUGCUUUGAAAAGUUACCAAGUUCUAGAACGGGUGUUUUUCAUUCUGAGUUUGGUAGACAUUCCUUGUUCCGUUGUCUGUUAAGAGAGGGAUGUUUUCGGCUCCAUCUCCUAUCCCCAAAACUGCUCCACUGCUGCUCUUUUGGCAAAGAGAGUGUGCAUGCCAUUGGGUGGGGGGUUCUGAAGCUUCCAUGCCUGCUUUUCUCCCAGCCUAGGUUCCAGAUUUGUUUUGGGUUGGAAAUGAAGAUCUGGCCCCUGAAGAGCAGGGAGGAGAAAAACAGCAUGCCAGAGAAGAAUAGUGCCCCCUCCAAUUUUCAUUGACACACUGGCCCUUUUCUGUUUGUGACAACUGCACAUAUGGAGAAGCUGCUUUAGUCUCCCAUCCCCUCUGCUGUUUCUGUGUCAGCAAACUGCCCCUUGGAACUGCUGUUAGCUCUGUUGUGAAACUUAAACGUAGCCACAUAAGUAACACAACAUUUACAACACAGCCAGUAGCAACUCCAUGGGCACAGGAAAGAGCUGGUGCGCAUCUGGGUGGCUCAGAGCUCCGAUUGCACAUAUGAUACAAAGUCACCAACAAACACAAGGACUUGGUUCUAAUGUUGGAUGAAGCCUGAAAUGAAAUUAGAAACCAGUAACAAAGAGCAAGAGACAGGCACACAUGCACAUAUAUAUACACAAUGACACAUUUGCAGGACUCAACUAUCUUCUUUACUGAUGUUUGUAAAGUUUUUUGUUUCAAUUUAAAAUAAAACUUAUCACAAUUUAA